Homarus americanus (American lobster) is the source of this 1127-nucleotide messenger RNA. RefSeq lists its product as uncharacterized. The record is from RefSeq and is a predicted model, not a curated record. The transcript has 3 exons. NCBI's taxonomy places the organism in Eukaryota, Metazoa, Arthropoda, Malacostraca, Decapoda, Nephropidae. Bases 149 to 490 code for a protein of 113 amino acids.
AUUUGUCGCGGGAGCCGGGAAGUGGAAUCUGGCAACUUGACGCAAGGGUAUAUAUUCCUGCGCUCGCCUCCAUCUUUCCUUAGUCGAUCCAGCUAGCCCUUCGUAUUGUGAAGCCCUUGCCGGUCUACAGCACCUUUCCGCCACCACCAUGAGUUCUGAAGCUGCUGACGUGAAGAAAGUCCAAGAGACCAAACCAAAGGAAGAUGUAAAAGAAACAAAGGAGGAGGUCAAGGAGGAGACCAAAGAGGAGACCAAAGGGGAGACCAAAGAAGAGACCAAAGAGGAGACCAAAGAGGAGACUAAAGAGGAGACUAAAGAGGAGACUAAAGAAGAGACUAAAGAAGCUGAUGAUAGCAAGGAAAAAGAGAAAGCAAAAGAUGGUGAGGCAGCCACUGAAGAACCCACUAAGGAAGCUGCACCAGCUGAAGAAGCCAAGGAGGACGCAGCGCCGGCAGAGGAGGCCAAAGAAGCAGCAAAAGCAGAAUCUUAACCAUCCCCUAUAGACACUCGCUACAUCGUCUUGUACACACACAUACAUCAUCUUUAAACACACAAUAUAGUCUAAUAAAUACACACCAUCUUAAAACCCUGAACCUUCUCUUAAACACAUUCUGUCGGUUUAAAGUUUUUUGAACCUUUAAAACCCGAGAUUCUUUCUUGUCAUUAAUUAUUGUCCCUUUAAUGUUAAUGAUAUGCCUCUCUCUGGCUACUCAAAAGUGCUCAUUAGCUGUAAUAUUUUGUAGUGAUAUUAUGUACAGUACUGUCUGAAUGUGAAGUGUGCUUGGUUAAGUUGUACACUAUUGAGAUAUCUGUAAUACUUAACUUUAUCAUCAUUUAUGUAUUCUUAUUGUCAUUGUCAUCUCAAAUAGUAUGCAAACCAUGAGAUUUUCAGACACAUGGUACUCUAUGUUCUGUUUCUCAGAAUCCCAAAUUGUAUUUAACUUGCACAUUAAUGAUACACUCCUUAAAAUUUUAUUUGAAAUUACAAAAAUUAACAGCUAAAAAUGGAUUCUAAAGUGUUUGCCCACUAAAAGAUAACAUGAACAAUUUGGGGAGGUUAAAAGUGUAAAAGUCUGCAGGUUACUGUACAGUAUAAGCAAUAAAUCUCUUGGUUAUCUGUUGUAAAA